GACCAACUUUAUGAGCGCACCGCCCCCUUGCUUUCCCACCCGCGUGGCCUUCCUUAUCUCCAGCCGAAAAUGGACGCCGCCACCACCACCGCCGCGGCCGCGAGGCGCCUCCUCCUCCCGCUCCGCGCCGCGCCGCCGCCGCGGUGCGGCGCGGCCGCCUUCUCCCGGAGGUUGUCCGGGCCGAGACGAAGGCGGCUCCGCGCCUGCGCGUCGCUCGACCGCGCCGCGGUCCUGCUCGACGCCGCGGCGGCGGCGGCGGCCGCCGGCGGGACCGGGUACUCGCAGGCGAGCUACUACACGUCGCUGGGGCUCUUCGUUCUCUCCGUGCCGGGGCUGUGGUCGCUCAUCAAGCGCUCCGUCAAGUCUAAGAUUGUGCAGAAGACAUUUGUCAAAGAGGGAGGGCAGUCGAUGGCGCCAAAUCAGGUGGCUGGAGAGAUCCUGUCGUUCUUCACCCGCAACAAUUUCACUGUAUCAGACCGCGGCGAGGUUAUCACCUUUGAGGGCACGAUGGUACCAAGCAGAGGACAGGCAGCGCUGCUGACCUUCUGCACCUGCAUUAGCCUCGGGAGCGUUGGGCUUGUUCUAUCGAUCGCUGUCCCAGAAGGUGGCAACAACUGGUUCUGGCUUAUGACCCUAAGCCCCUUGGCGGGAGUGUACUACUGGACAAAAGCAUCAAGGAAAGAAGAGAUCAAGGUCAAGAUGAUCCUGUCCGAUGAUGGGAACGUAUCCGAGAUCCUCGUGCGAGGCGAUGACGUCCAAGUUGAGCAGAUGAGGAAGGAGCUCAAGUUUAGCGAGAAGGGGAUGAUAUACGUGAAGGGCAUCUUUGAGACAUGACCUGGAGUUUGAUUUCUGGGACCAUAAAGUGAAGGCCAGUCUUUGCUGCGAUGUGAAUUGCGAUAAUCAGGUGAGGGGAUGCAAAAUUCGACGGGCAAAUCUGUACCUUGGCUUAUAGAAAAAAGAAGUGAUCUUCAUACGGCUUUUGAUUAUUAUGAGUGUUGCAAAUAUGAGGAUCCUUAAUGUAUAACUUAACAGGAAGUUGAGGUCAUUGUAAAAAGUUGUCGAGAAACACCUUUUUGAGCUUGGAAAUAAUAGACCAUUUAGGGGAGAAAGAAGUAUCCGUGAGAGUAUGGCUGCGUCUCACAACUCAAAA
Molecule: messenger RNA, 1150 nt
Organism: Panicum virgatum (switchgrass)
Lineage: Eukaryota; Viridiplantae; Streptophyta; Magnoliopsida; Poales; Poaceae
Product: protein COFACTOR ASSEMBLY OF COMPLEX C SUBUNIT B CCB1, chloroplastic-like
Exons: 4
Coding region: 70-834 (254 amino acids)
Source: RefSeq, a predicted model, not a curated record